Triplophysa rosa is the source of this 3495-nucleotide messenger RNA. RefSeq names its product eps8 like 1b (gene eps8l1b). The transcript has 19 exons. Bases 93 to 2024 code for a protein of 643 amino acids. The record is from RefSeq and is a predicted model, not a curated record. NCBI's taxonomy places the organism in Eukaryota, Metazoa, Chordata, Actinopteri, Cypriniformes, Nemacheilidae. Gene Ontology annotation, molecular function: actin binding. Gene Ontology annotation, biological process: positive regulation of ruffle assembly; Rho protein signal transduction; regulation of Rho protein signal transduction. Gene Ontology annotation, cellular component: ruffle membrane; plasma membrane; vesicle.
UAUCAAAAUACAUCUCACCUCCUAAACACAAGUCAGACGAAGAUGCAGCAUCAGGAGUGUAAUACCGCGGUGUGAGACAGCCAGUGGUCCUGAUGGGAGUGAUAUCUCACUAUCUGCUCACUCAUCUGGUGAAGUUUUGUCUUGGAGAUGAGGGUGUGGACACCGUUGAAGAGGCUCUUUCACGGGUUCAGGAUCUUCUGGGUCAUUAUCAGCUGUCCAGUGCUGAGGUGAUUCUGGAGAUCAGAGCCGACAGGGUCAGCUUGAGAGACAGAAACAACCAGGAUUUGGAGACGUUUGCCCUGUCCUCUCUUCUCCGCUGUGACUGCAUAUAUUCUGCAUCUCUCCGUCAUCCGUCUCUUCUUCUGCUGGUUUGUCAGAGCUCCACCCAGAAGAGACCGAGCGUUUAUUUAUUCAGCUGCACAACGGCGGAGUGCAUCAGAGAUGACAUCGAGCAAGUUGUGUCACAUCACACAAUAAGAGAGAACAGGUUUGUAGAAUCCAUUAUGGAUAUUUCGGGAGUUCCGAGCCCUCCAUACAGCCAAGCCCCAAACCCGCCCUCAAACCACCCCCCACCCCCUUACCCGGGCAUCAGAGCUAAUGGAAUGGUGAAUGGUCAGCCUGAUAAGUCAUUUCUCAAAGCUCAGGUGGAGGUGGACUUGCUCAAUCAUUGUUUUGAUGACAUGGAAGCGUUCAUGGGAAAGCUGCAGCAGUCAGCAGAAGCUCAGAUGAUCCUCAACCAAAGGAGCAAAAAAAACAAGAGAAGUCAGAAGAAAAGUGCAGAUGAGGAUCUAUUGACAGCAAAAGCUAAACCCCCGUCUGAGAAAGAGUUCAUCAACACAUUUCAGAAAUUCAAAUACAGUUUUAGCUUGUUGGCACGGUUAAAAUCCGCCAUCUCCAAUCCUACCUCAGACGAGCUCGUGCAUCACGUCUUCAAACCUCUCGACAUGAUUGUGAAGGCUACAGGAGGUCCUGGUUUAGCUGCAUCCGUGUCCAGUCCUGCCAUGACACAAGCGGCUGUGACUCUCAUACAGAAUAACCUGACAACACAGGAACAAGAGUUGUGGACCUUACUAGGACCCAACUGGACACAGCACAGGUCUGCUUUCCGAAGCCCCGUGGCCCCCUACACACCCACAUUUCUGGACGGAUGGAGACCCCCGGGGUCAGAUGUCGCAGGUUGGGUUGAUCCUGUGGAAAUACAACACAAACAAGAUGCAGAGCUCUCAAAAGUAGAGCUUAAAUCGUCUCACCCCUCUGAUCGACAAACUCCCGCUCACGCUACAGACCCAACUGAUAGCACGGUGAAAGAGAGGUUAUAUCGCUGCAGUUACGACUUUGUGGCACGAAACAGCAGCGAGCUCUCGGUUCUGCAAGGAGAGACACUAGAGGUGAUCGAAUCAUCUAAACGCUGGUGGAAGUGCCGUAAUAAGUUUAACGAAGUGGGAUUCGUACCCUUCAACCUCCUGGAGCCCGUCACACACGUUGACAAUCCCGUGACGCGCAGAACUCCAAAGCCUCCCGCUGCUCCACCAAUAUCCAACGGCCUGCCCAUGCCGUCCGCCGUGACCUCUGACCCCAGCAGCCCUCGACCCCGCAGCAUGGUGCUGGGACCACAACAUCUGCCUGAAGACACGGAGAAAGUCAUGCAGGUUAAUGAUGAGUUACUUCAACGCUUGACCAGCGGGAAGAAUUUAUCCCCCCGGCUGACGAUCCCUCGCUCGACGGACACAACGGCUCAGCUCGAUUACAGCUCGCCUCCAGAUGAAGUGGAGAACUGGCUGAGAAAGAAGGGCUUCAGUCAACCGACGGUUCAGUGUUUAGGGGUUCUGAAUGGAGCUCAGCUCUUCUCACUGAAUAAAGAAGAGCUGCGUGCUGUUAUUCCUGAAGAGGGCGCUAGAGUCUACAGUCAGCUCACAGUACAGAGAGCCCUGCUCGAGGACGCUCGCAGAUCUACAGAGCUGGAGACUGUGAUGGAGAGACAGAAGAUGAAGGUGGAUUUGAAACUGGAGAGUGGAACUCUAUAAACAUCUAUUGAUGAAUGAACGUGCGCGCACGCACACACACACACACACACACGCACAGCACACACACACACACACACACACACACACACAAGCACCUGCACAAGAAUAUUUUACCUUUCCAUCUCUGUCCAUACUGACAGCACGGAACGAAGUUACGAAUCUGGAAGAUUAUGUACAAACAUCUUAAUUUUUAAUGUAACAUGGAUUAAUAUAUUCUUAACUAAUAAAUGUAAUACGCAUGAGCUGAAACCAGCAGUUCCUCUUUCUUCCCAAGUGGGGGCGACAAACACCAGCAUGUGCAAAACAGAGGCAGUGACGCAGUACCGGACCCUUACUAGAGUAAACUGAGAAUUGUAGGUCAGGUUAUGAAAGAUUCAGGAUUUAAACCUGCAGUCUUUUGGUUAUUAGCCUGGAUUUGAACUUCAUAAUGGAUGAACUACACUGACAAUACAUUUUUGUUACUUCAUAAAUUUAACAGUAUUUGGGAGAUCUACUAAUACUAUAAUGCUCACUCGUAGUUUAUUCAUUUAAAUUUUUCACAUUAUUAUGUUUGGUUGCAUAUCUGCCAAACAAAAAAACUUUAAGACAUACAGAAUGUGAAAAAAUUACCUGCUCACUGAUCUGAGCAAACUAUUAACCACAUAAACGAAACUGAACUAGUAGUCGCUGCUGUCAGGGGUAAUGUAAAAGCACAUAUAGCUGCAUACACAUAUAAAGAUUUUAUAUGCUGUGUGUGCGCACAUGUGUGUGUUUUACCAGCUGCAUUCUGUUGAUUGUGCUCACGGCUGUGAAUAGCUCAGGUGUGGUGUCAGGUGUGAGGUGAGGAAUGUGUUUGUGUGUGUGUGUGAGACACACACACUCUGAUCCAAUGCAAACAAAAGUGUGAUUUCACGUUUCACAUUUGUGUAAUGCAAACACACACACAUCUUUAUCACAGCUGCAGGGGGAUGACAGCAGACAUAAACAUCUAUCAGUUUUCAGUUUUCUCUCUUUUGGGUUUUUCUUCGCAAAGUUACUUAAACUGUCAAAGUGUUUAUAUGUAGCCACCUGAAGAAUAACAUAUGUGGUUUAAUAACACUUAAGGUUGAUUGUAGGGCCAGACAUAACUUGUCAUUUCAAAAAACUUUUUUUUAGUGCGCUCUACUUUUAAACUUAAAAAAGGAUACUUUCAGCCUACUUUAUAUACUUCAGAAAAAUGACACUUAAAUCUACUUAUACUGACAGUAAAGUCUAAAUAUAUUUGACCUGUACCUGAACUUCAUCUUUUGAAGGAGAUAUACUUAAAAGUGUAAUUUAGUGUUGUAUAUACUAUGCCUGUAAGUUGUGUUUACUCUUUUAAUUAAGUAGCCUCAUGAGUAGUAAAUUACCUAUAAGUUAACUUUUUUGUAUUAUUGUGGCAGUACAAAUUAAAAACGAAAUUGUAAAUUAGUUGUGUAUUCAACGUUUACUACUAUUUGUGCUUAAAACUAUA